This is a messenger RNA of Leptinotarsa decemlineata (Colorado potato beetle), 446 nucleotides long. RefSeq names its product gamma-aminobutyric acid type B receptor subunit 2 (gene GABA-B-R2). The record is from RefSeq and is a predicted model, not a curated record. Gene Ontology annotation, cellular component: G protein-coupled receptor heterodimeric complex; membrane. Gene Ontology annotation, biological process: G protein-coupled receptor signaling pathway; gamma-aminobutyric acid signaling pathway. Lineage: Eukaryota; Metazoa; Arthropoda; Insecta; Coleoptera; Chrysomelidae. Gene Ontology annotation, molecular function: G protein-coupled GABA receptor activity.
CUUUGUGAUGUUUUGCACAACAGCGACUCUAUGGUUAGUUUUUGUUCCAAAAAUGCUUGAAUUGAGGCGAAAUCCAGGAGGUCCGGUUGAUAAAAGAUUUCGACCAACUUUGAGGCCCAUGUCUAAAACCCGCAGAGAUUCAAGUGUGUCCGAACUCGAAACCAAACUGAAAGACGUGAAAGGUUUGAAUUCCAAGUAUAGAAAAACGUUACUGGACAAAGAAUCUGAACUACAGAUGCUGGUGAGGAGAUUAGGAAAUGAAGCUAAGGAAAUUCUCGAUUCAAGAGCCGAUUCUUUGAGUGAAACGAAUAGGCUAUCAGUACCACUUAUACGAAAAGAACCUCACAGUGCAACAGAAACUAGUGAUAUCACCUCAUUAUGUAGUCUAAGCUCCCAGGAUUAUACUUCCCUACAACACACCGAUAGUCAAAAGUAAGACUAAUACA